Molecule: messenger RNA, 945 nt
Organism: Centruroides sculpturatus (bark scorpion)
Lineage: Eukaryota; Metazoa; Arthropoda; Arachnida; Scorpiones; Buthidae
Product: rho GTPase-activating protein 6-like
Exons: 4
Coding region: 326-841 (171 amino acids)
Source: RefSeq, a predicted model, not a curated record
UAAGUUCGUCUGCAAGAUAUUCCCUAUCCACGCAAACGUGACGUCAUCGGUCGCUUAUUUUUAGACAUUUCUUGGGAAUCUCGCACAAAUCUCGCGAGAAGCCCGGAUGUCGUCUGCUCCUCCAACAUCUUCAAUUCUAAAUAUGUCCAAAGAGAAGAAGGAGUGUUGAAACAACAUCAGAGUGGAUACACAAACUGGGAUAAAACUUUCUAAUACUUUUUUUUUAAUUUAUUUAUCGAUCGAUAAUGAAGUAUUGAUGGGUUAACACGUUUGAAAUCCGAAAGUUUGGAAAAUUUAAAAAAAAAAAAAAAGGCUUAACAUUCAGAUGGGAAUCCGUACAAAUGAAGUAACUAGCGAAGGUCCAGGAAUGCAUCAGAAUAAAAUCCUGGCGUCAAGUUCUACUAGCAGAUUAGUUAGCAUACCUAAACGUCUUUGGAAGAGUCGAGCUAAAUCUCAAUCAAGAAUUGCUGCAAGUAACAUUUGUUCCUGGACACCCGAGGGAAAUUGCAGCUGGAAAACUACGACUGGUCAUCAAGUAAAAUUGACAUCGACUAACGUCUUAACUUUAACAGAAAUCGAAAGAUUGGCCUUACAGCAAGUUUCUCUAAAUAAAUUAAAAUCUUUAAAUCUCGGUUUUAAGAUUGAAGUACCGAAAGAGGAAUCUAUUUCUCAUCACAAAACAAAACGAAGGCCUAAGUUACUUACUAAGAAAUCAAUUACUACAAGCUUUUUUGAAGGAAAAGAAAAAAAAGAGAAAGGUAAGCAAUGUAUUUCAAAACGUAUAUUAUGUGCAGGAACGUAUGAUACAUUUACACACUUGUACAAAAAUUUAUCAAAAUAAAUAUUGUAUUGUUUUAGAAUGGGUAACGAAAUUAACAGUACUCAAUAAAACAAAACGUUUUAUUAUUUUUCAAACUUCGACAAUUUAAGUCUGUCUAUUAGACA